This is a messenger RNA of Plasmodium inui San Antonio 1, 1872 nucleotides long. RefSeq lists its product as hypothetical. The coding region runs from base 1 to 1872 and encodes 623 amino acids. The transcript has 3 exons. The record is from RefSeq and is a predicted model, not a curated record. Lineage: Eukaryota; Apicomplexa; Aconoidasida; Haemosporida; Plasmodiidae.
AUGUGGCACAUUUCCUGUGCUCAGGAUUAUCACGAAUAUGAUUUCGUAUCUGAUGAAAAUGGCUAUGUUGUUGAAGUGCCAUUAGAGAAUGUCCAGGAUAAUUUGGAGGUCACAACUCAGGAACCGGUGGAUAUUGCUUCCCGUAACUUGGAAUUUUUAGAGCUCGAACCAGUACAGACUGCUGUGAAUAACUCGGCAUUUGAUGCCGUGGAUGCUGUUCAUAACAGUUCCGACCUUUGGUCACAAGAACCAGUGGUAUGUGUGAAGAAUCAUGAGGGAGGUUCUGUUCAGGGACCAACUUGGAUUUCACAAAGCAGUGGAACUUCUAUGGAACAAAGGAACAACAAAAGUGCUAGAAGUGAAAAUACUCAUUCAUAUAAUGGAGCAGCCGACAAGAGAAAUGGUUUAAGUUUCUUCGCCCUAGCACAAGCAUCAAGGGAGGAUAACAAUUUCUGUGGAAGCAUGGGGAUCUCACUGAGGAAAUUUGAAGAUAAUGAAACAGUCCAUGAAGAAAAAAACAAUAAGAGAAGAAUGAGUUUCAACUUUAGCAAUGCUAUACAGACUGGGUAUAACAACUACAAUGAAGAUAAUGAAGAGUCGCCAAGACCAAUGGCAAAUUAUCCCAGUAAUUAUGACAUAUACAGUAGUGAGGAUUUACCCCAUUUUCCACAGAACAAGAGAAAUGCGUAUAUUGUGGACCCAAGAGAAAACCACAGCAGUGACAACAUUUUCGAGAGCAAGUCCACACAGAUGCAGCAUAUGUAUAAGAGCAGUGCGGGGACAUGGAAAAAUCGUAAAAGUGAAGACGCAUUUUUCAAGGGCGAGGUCCACGAGAAGGGGAACCAACAUUUGUUCUAUUCUGUGAAUCCCAUUAAGAACGACAACUCUCAUGAGAGAAGCAUAGCUGAUAAUUCAUGCAACCCGUUAGGACCUAACCAGGGCAACUUUAGCAGUGGCAACUUCACCAGUGGUAACGUCAACAGUGGCAACAUCAAAAGUAGGAACUUAAGCAGUGGUAUCUUCAGCAAUGACAAUUUGUUCAAUAACCGACACCCAAGGAUUGGUCUCCACAGCACUAUAAACAACUUGUCACCACGAACCUCUUCUAGCCAGAGUGAUAAUAACACCGACAAGAUUGACGAAGCAUCACACCAUUCAUAUUUUAACAAGGGUAAUCUUAACAAUGGCAAUCCGUUUUAUAACAUAGACCAAGUAAAAAGUCUCCCGAGGAACAUGAACGAUUUGCCAUUAUCAGCAGAGGUUAUCCAGGACGAACACCACACCGAUGAUGCACCACAUCAUUCAAAAUCCAACAAGAGUGUACUUCAACACUGGGAAGUUCCUAUGGACGAUAUGUUUAAAUACAGACAACAGGAAAAUCACCACCGAAGAAGCAUAAGAAGCUGUUCAUCAUCGAGAAGAAUGACCAAUAUCACCAAUAGCAGCCGCAUAAGAGAGGUGAAUAAUAUAAACACGGAAAAUAUCCAUGAGAGACAUGACACCGCUGAGUCCCCAUUCAAAAAUGACAAAGAAAAUCAGGCAGAAGAAAAGGCAAUAAAGGGUAUAUCAGAAAGAGAGCUUGUGACAGGAGUUGUGGAAAGGAAAGCAAGAAAGGCACAGACAGCACUAUUGGCAAGAGAGGCUGUUGCGACCACUGAGGCAAAGAAGAGAAAAAAAGAAAACGCAGAUUUAUUCACAGGAGGAUAUGCAGAAGUACACAAGGCAAAAAAGGCAAGGAAGGCGAAGACUCCUACAUUGACAAGAGAAGCCGUGGCAUCCAAAGAUGCUAUGGCAGUAAUAGCGGCUGAAUUCGCAGAUAUCAGGCAAGGAAAGAUAGUAGGCUCCAAAAAAAGAAAAAAAACAGCCAUAUGA